Molecule: messenger RNA, 576 nt
Organism: Phanerochaete carnosa HHB-10118-sp
Lineage: Eukaryota; Fungi; Basidiomycota; Agaricomycetes; Polyporales; Phanerochaetaceae
Exons: 1
Coding region: 47-571 (174 amino acids)
Source: RefSeq, a predicted model, not a curated record
AUUGUCCUGCGGGCCUUGUCUUUUUCCUUCUUGUCUCAUCUUCGUCAUGGUCAAGGGGUCCUUCAUUACCCCCUUCUUGCUCGGGAGCAAGUCUAGCGACUCAACAACAGAAGACCAGCCCCAGUCCGUGAACUCUUCUAGGAUGUCGGCGUCGAGAUUCCCCUCGCUGCGCAGACUCGAGACAUCGUCCUCCGACAUGUGCAACAUGGCCAGCCGACCGACAAGUCUGCCCGUCAAGCUGAAGUCCGAUUACGACGCGCCAGCAAAAUCGUCGUCGAGCAGCUCGAACACCCUCCUCCAUCUCAAGUUCUCCGGACCAUCCUUCCUCGAUGUAGUAGCCAAAGACAGAGAAAACAAGGAGCCGAUGUACAUCAUUGAAACCGUGCGCGACAUUACGACUGUCUACCGACUCGAUCACAGGACCAAGGAAGCUAUCCCUGCGUCUAGCGUACAGUGGCCGCAGACCAUUGUCAAGGGCAAGACGUCGGGAAGGACAGUACAGAUAGGAAAUGGUAGAUGGCGAGACACGGAGGACUUUUUAAAGUUUGGGACACUGGCAAACUUCGCGUAAGUAUC